UUUGUCUAGGCUGUUGUCUUUCUCUUGUUGUCUAUUGAUGCCGUUGGCAUAUUUACGCAUUCAUUUUACGCAUUGUUCGCUUUUGAAUCAAACGUCUCUGAAUCUUAAUUUCAUGAUGGUAGAAAUGAGUAAGACGCCAUAUUGUGCAUCUGGUAGAAGUAGGCUAUCCGUGCGCAUCAAUGUAAACUGUUCAAGAGGGCAAAAGUGGAUACUCUAUGGAUCUCUGCGACUGUGCAUGUUCUUUUUGGCUAUUUUAUUUUACAACAAUUACGCACAUUCUGAUCUUUACUUUGUACAAUUGUCAAAUAUAUUUCUUUGGUACACCAUUGCCCACAGUGAAACCCAACUCUUGUGAACGUUUCAAACCCGCUUAUUGGCUAGAGUUACUACAGCUGGAAUGUUGGUGAAUAGGAAACUAUUAUAACACAAAGUCAGGGAACAGACGUCAGUUGAUCUCAUUCAAACGAGUCAAUGGUAAUAGUUCCGGUAUUUGUCUUUUUUUUAUGUGAGAACUCUUGUGAGACUAUAAAGGAAUCGAGUUUAUUGGCUUAUAGCCUUUUAAUAAUGAUCAUCUUUACCCCCUAUUGAUCAUAUAAUAACAAUAUGCUUUCCAAUAUUUCACGUUACCCUACACUUCUUCAACUCCUCCCAUCUUAACCCUGUGUGUGUGUGUGUGUGUGUGUGUCUCAUAUCUGGUAUAUAUUCCCCCAACAAUAUUAUCGGUAUUGGUUACUGUGGCCCAUGGCUAAAUGAAGAGGUGGGAUAGCCUCAUACGCCAAAAACUUCUUAAGUCUUUUGAAGUCUUUCUUUCACUGGGGCCUGAAAUGUAUCAUCCAGCGUCGUAUUAAAUGAUCAUUAUUCCUGAAGGCUUGGUGGUGUACACAGCGAGGCGGGCAACACCCUGGAACAUUCUGUAGUCUUCAACAACACUUUGUGCCCCAGGGCAUCUCGCCUGGAGCGAAGGGCUGAAUGAGCCCUAACAACUGUCUUCUGUUUACCUUUUAUGGUUAAAAUUCAAAGCUUAGUAAAUGUGCUCUUGCAUGGAAGAACAAGUUGAUGAAAUGCCUUUCUUUCAAGUUAUAAUAAUUUAGUUUAUUCCAGCGACCCGCCAUUUUUGCAGACAUGAUGGAUAUAUAUUUUUUCAUGAAACCACAUCCUAAUGAAGGAAGAAGCAUGUCCCGACUGUCUUUGACCCGGUCCCCGGUAUCUCCUAUGUCCACACAAGGAAUCCCUCUACCGGCUCAACUGACAAAGUCGAAUGCUCCGGUACACAUUGACGUCGGGGGACACAUGUAUACUAGUAGCCUGGCUACUCUCACCAAAUACCCAGACUCAAGAAUCAGCCGUCUGUUUAAUGGCACAGAGCCCAUCGUGCUGGACAGCUUGAAGCAGCACUACUUCAUUGACAGGGAUGGAGAAAUAUUCCGCUACAUACUCAGCUUCCUCAGGACCUGCAAACUGCUUCUCCCAGAUGACUUCAAGGAGUUCCACCUGCUGUACGAGGAGGCUCGGUACUACCAGCUGUCCCCCAUGAUUAAGGAGCUGGAGCGUUGGAAGCAGGAGAGGGAGCAGCGCAGGACGGCCCAGCCCUGUGACUGCCUGGUGGUGCGGGUGACGCCUGACCUAGGUGAGAGGAUCGCCCUUAGCGGGGAGAAGGUGCUCAUCGAGGAGAUCUUCCCCGAGACUGGAGACGUCAUGUGCAACUCGGUGAACGCCGGCUGGAACCAGGACCCCACGCACGUCAUCCGCUUCCCCCUCAACGGCUACUGCAGGCUCAACUCUGUCCAGGUUCUAGAGCGUCUGUUCCAGAAGGGUUUCAGCGUGGCAGCGUCCUGUGGCGGCGGGGUGGACUCCUCCCAGUUCAGCGAGUACGUGCUGUGCCGUGAGGACCGGCGGAGUAUGUCCAUGAACACCCCCAUCAGGAUAAAACAGGAGCCCCUGGACUAGAGAAACUCUAGGAGAGGAGAGGGACUAGCCACGAGGGGCUCCUCACCCCCCUACUGGACAGAACAGAACAAACCCAAACCCUAAUAUCCCUCCACCUCACACCACAGAAACCAACCCAGCAAGAAACACCUAAGUAUUAGCAGACGCCUGAUAACGUUGGCAGCUCUGAGGAACUCAGUGCUCUAAGGGGAAUGUAGUAUAAACACAAAAAAGCAAAUAAAGAAAACAAAAGGAUUUGAUUCUGUUUACUAAUAACACCCAAAGAAAUAUAGGACUAUGAUGAUGAACAGAAAGACUGAAACAGCAGCUCCAUCUCUUGAACCAUUUAAGCACCGUGACCAAUCUCUUUUUCCUCCAGUUGUAAGGCUCUCUGACCCCUUGUGAAGAGGUGUCCUGACCUCAGUGAGGAGCACGGCCCCCUUGCCCUCAGUACAGCGCAUGGCGGUGUGUCGUCCAGUCCCGUACGUGUCUGUGUGAGGCCCAUGUGUUGUGUGCGCCGUCCAGUGCAGCUGAGUGGGGACAAGACAGGUGCUAUUUAGGGAGGCCUGGCCUGACAAGGGACAGGGCUGACAGAGAGGAAGAGGAGGAAGUGACAGCCAUCCAGCCCACAUUGCUCUUAUAGCCAGCAACCAGGCCUCGCAGCCAAGGGAGGUCCGAUUGAUUGUCUUUCUUAUUUUCAUUGUUGUUUAUAAAGUACAACUUUUUUCUCUGUUUUUUUUGCUGUUUUAUCACAACAUGGUGUAAACAAUUAUUAAUAGGAUUGUUUUAUGUUUUUUUCCCCUCCUAUAUGAAGGAUGUAUGAGCGUUGUAUUCAGUCAGUAGGUUUGAAAGCUUGAGAAUGAGAAAGAGAGACAGAGAGAGAGAGAUACAGAGAGACAGAGACAGAGAGAGAGAGACAGAGAGAGAGAGAGAGAGAAAGAGAGAGAGAGACAGAGAGAGAGAGAGAGAGACAGAGCGAGAGAGAGAGACAGAGCGAGAGAGAGAGACAGAGAGACAGAGAGAGAGAGAGACAGAGCGAGAGAGAGAGACAGAGAGACAGAGAGAGAGAGACAGAGAGAGAGAGACAGAGAGAGAGAGAGAGAGACACAGAGAGAGAGAGAGACACAGAGAGAGAGAGACAGAGAGAGAGAGAGACAGAGAGAGAGAGAGACUUGGCAGUGGCUAUAGAAACACUAUUAUGUCUGGAGGCUACGUGGCUAAAGCAGCAGUCUGGCUGGUAAUGCAUUCAGAGCUGGAGAAGGUCUCAUUGUUUAAAUGGGGCUGCAAGGGAACCUGGCUAUUUCUACAUCUUUCAGAGGAAACAUUUGUAGCAUGCAUAAAGUGCAUUGGCUUUGUCACAAUUAGCUGUCAAACAUAUCUUACAUCAAAUAAGAUUAACAAUGUGAGAGUACAUAUAUUUAUUAAAAAGUCAAAAGUCUAAAUGUAAAAUGAUCUGCAAUGUGAAAUGAGAAAAUCUGAAUGAAAUUGUAUAUGAAGGCUCUGAAUGUGUUGCUGGUUGUGGAAUGCCAGAAUGUUCCUAACUUGACAAGGAACAUGUGAACUGAGGUAGAUCAGUGUAUCUCCAUGAUUGUGAUGAGAUGCACUCUAAAUGCUUGAUAACUUUGUUUGCACUUAUAACACAUCAUCUACAAAACAUCCUCCACCCCAAAUAAGUUCUUAGUAUACGUCCUGAUGACCAGCACCAAAUCAACCCACACAUUAUCUCAUUGUGUUUAUAGUAAUUAGCACAUAUUAAUAUGUUGAGAGAGCCCAAUGUAAGUAAUAGCAAACUUCGGUGAUAAAGCUAAGUUGCCUAUUUGAUGAUUGUACAAAGUUUAAAAUUCAUGUUUUCAUAAUUGUUUAUUUGACACAGAAAUCACUAUGAUUAUUCAAAACAAUUUUAUAGGAACAAACACAGUACAAAUAGUCUGACAAUUGAAAGAAUACUUUACGUUCAAUCAUGUUUGUCUUGCUGACUGUCAUUUCAUUUCUAAGGCAGGAUUAUUUCAAUCACUCAUCACAUGUCUGCAGCAGCAUAACCUAAAAUGAACUGUAAGCUGAGCAUCAGAGUAUUGUUUACAGAGAAAAAGAGUGGGAGGCACUUACUCUAUCCUGCUGUGAUUCCAUGGUUUGAUUCUCUACAUUUGUGGAUCAAAGAGAGAAACAAGAAAGAAAGAGUAUAAAGUUGUCAUACUUUAUAUCUGUGUAACUGUGUUUCAUCCAUUCCAAAAUAAUAGAUCAAAAAGAGGCCAAUUCUGAUCUUGGUUCAGCACCGGCUUGUUAAUGAGUUUGUUUUGAAACCUUCUAUGGUGGGUGUUUCACUAAUUACAAUUACAAAAAUCUUAUUUCAAACGGGAUGGUAGUCUAAUUUGUAAUGAACCAACUCUCCUCUUGGUCCUAGUGUCCAGUGUCUUCUCUGUGGAUGUCCACUGAUUAACCAGCCCCAGGACUUCUUCAGUCUUCAGUUUUUAAAGAUGGUCAGGGUUAGUUAGUUAGUUAGUUUAGCUCCAAGAAGUCCAGAAGGCAGCACAGACCUCCUGGGGGGCCUCCCUCCCAAUCAGGCUCCUCUUUGUUCUGACCUGCUACUGUCCUGGGCCCUUGUAUCCAGUCGCCUCAAAGGGAAUGGCCAACCAGGCCUUUCAUGUUGCUGAGGGAUGUGGGGCUUCAGAGCCCAGCGGAUCCCCCGGGCUCCCAUGCACUCCCGGCUCCUCAGCAAUGCCAGUAGAGACAAGGGUUGUGCCCCCCACUGCGUCAUCACAUUCCCAGACCCUUCUGUACAGAGCACCCACCUAACGUUACCCCCAUGGCUCACAGGACCGCACCGCACCAGACCAAACAAACAUUCCCUCCCUACUUUAUGUCCUCUGGUAUCACUAGAUUCAACUUUACAUCUGAAGGGAACUGGCUCAGUUCUCAAUGGUUCUGAAUAGUUACAGUAUGUGGCAGCAUUUAGCUCACCUUCAUCAGUUCACUUCCCUGUUGACACAAGAGUAAAGCAACUCAACAAUACCUCUUACAGGUGGCAGGUUCUCACAGAUACCUCAUUACAUUACUGGGCCAUUUCCUCUAACAUAUUGUAUGUUUUCACACAUACUCUCAGAAAAAAGAAGUGCUGUGCAGCACCAUUUGUCCCUGUAGGAGAACCCCCUGAAAGUUGGCUCCAGAUAGAACCAUUUUGGGUUCAAAAUUGAACCUGUGUUCCAGGUGCUAUUAAAGCGUGCUAUUUUGAACCAGAUCUUAAAUGGUUCUAUCUGGAACCUUUUUUUCAGAGGGUUCCCCUACAGGCACACAUGGUGCCACAUAGCACUCUUUUUUCUGAGAGUGUACCAUUUUCUUUUAGUAAUUUGUGGUCAGUAAGACCAUAAUUAACAAGGAGUCCUACCACUUCUCUGUGUGGUGUGAAGUCCAGAGACCGGAGGGCAGUUGUACAGUUGUUUGUAUAUUAAAUUGUUAUCAGGACACUGGCUUUUACUGAGCCCUCGACCGUCUUAUUAAAAAAGAGACCUAUAAGUCCUCUCAUUUACUACCAAACAAAAAUAAUGAAAAUCAUUUCCAAUUUGCAAGCAUUAUGUUGUGUACAUAUGGAUUAAACACAUUUCAAAAGGGUAUACUUAAGGUACAAAAUGUAUAUUAUUGAAAAUGUUUUAAUAAUUAGACUGUGGUAUUAAAGGGCAUGUGUUCACUUACAGUGUGUCCAUUUGAUUUUUCUUGCAUAUUUGCGAUAAUAAAAGGAUGUACUGUAUAUUUUCUGCCUCA
Oncorhynchus kisutch (coho salmon) is the source of this 5682-nucleotide messenger RNA. Its product is annotated as BTB/POZ domain-containing protein kctd15. The record is from RefSeq and is a predicted model, not a curated record. NCBI's taxonomy places the organism in Eukaryota, Metazoa, Chordata, Actinopteri, Salmoniformes, Salmonidae. Bases 1123 to 1947 code for a protein of 274 amino acids. Gene Ontology annotation, molecular function: protein binding. Gene Ontology annotation, biological process: protein homooligomerization. The transcript is spliced from 5 exons.